Molecule: messenger RNA, 2105 nt
Organism: Carica papaya (papaya)
Lineage: Eukaryota; Viridiplantae; Streptophyta; Magnoliopsida; Brassicales; Caricaceae
Source: RefSeq, a predicted model, not a curated record
UGUUACUCUAACCUUAUUUCUCAUUUAUUCAUCCGUGUUUGCAGGAGAUACACCAAAUUUUAUGGCACUUCUGAAAGAACAGCUGCAGACUUGGUGCAUGAUGCUCUCACAAAUUACAAGAAGUGGGAAGAAGAGAUAGAGAAAUGGCAAUGUCCUAUCCUCAACGAUGAAAGGCUACCAGAAUGGUACAAGUUCACAUUGUUUAAUGAGCUCUACUUUUUGGUUGCUGGUGGAACAAUUUGGAUAGACUCUCCCCUAUGUGAUCUAAACAUAAGAGAUGAUUGGCAUCAGCCAUCGAAAGCGGAUAAUUCAGAUACCAAAGCAACGGAGACUGAAGUGACUAUCAGGCAAGGUGGAGUAACAGAGCAUAGUAUUUCCAGCAAUUGUAGUAGUUUUGAGAAUGUUGGACUGAAAGGAAUAGAUGAAUCAGCAGUUCCUUCAGAAGAGAAUGUACUUUUGGGUCCACAAGAUGAUGAAGAUAAUGAUGUUGGGAGGUUUCUAUACUUGGAAGGAGUGGAAUAUGUCAUGUGGUGCACAUAUGAUGUCCACUUCUAUGCAUCCUUUGCCCUUCUUGAGCUUUUUCCUAAAAUUGAACUCAAUAUUCAACGUGACUUUGCCAAAGCUGUCUUAUCUGAAGAUGGACGGAAAGUAAAAUUUUUAGCAGAGGGUAAGUGGGGAAUUCGGAAGGUUAGAGGAGCUGUUCCUCAUGAUUUAGGAACACAUGAUCCAUGGAAUGAAAUGAAUGCCUAUAACAUACAUGAUACAAGCAAAUGGAAAGAUCUAAACUCAAAGUUUGUACUCCAGGUGUAUAGAGACUUUGCUGCAACAGGAGAUAUGUCAUUUGGAGUCGAUGUGUGGCCAGCUGUUCGUGCUGCAAUGGAGUACAUGGAACAGUUUGAUAGGGACAAUGAUGAUCUCAUCGAGAAUGAUGGAUUUCCAGAUCAAACUUAUGAUACUUGGACAGUACAUGGGGUGAGUGCCUACUGUGGUUGUCUGUGGCUAGCUGCACUCCAAGCUGCAGCUGCAAUGGCGCUUCAAUUAGGUGACAAAUUUUUUGCUGAAAUGUGCAAAAAUAAAUUUUUUAAUGCGAAAGCAGCAAUUGAAGCCAAAUUGUGGAAUGGUUCUUACUUUAAUUAUGACAGUGGAUCAAGUAGUAACAGUAAAUCCAUACAAGCUGAUCAACUGGCAGGGCAAUGGUAUUCCGGAUCGUCAGGCUUGCCGUCACUUUUUGAUGAUUAUAAAAUCAAAAGUGCUCUACAGAAAAUAUAUAGUUUCAAUGUCUUGAAAAUCAGAGGAGGCAAGAUGGGGGCUGUAAAUGGAAUGCAUCCAAAUGGGAAGAUAGAUGAAACCUGCAUGCAAUCAAGAGAGAUAUGGACUGGUGUCACCUAUGCUCUAGCAGCAACCAUGAUCCUCGAAGGAAUGGAGGAAGAGGCAUUCACUACGGCAGAAGGUAUUUUCACUGCAGGCUGGUCAGAAGAAGGUUAUGGAUAUUGGUUCCAGACUCCCGAGGCGUGGACCAUUGACGGACACUACCGAUCCCUCAUAUAUAUGAGACCACUCGCUAUCUGGGGCAUGCAAUGGGCUUUAUCAUUGCCUAAGGCAAUUCUUGAGGCCCCUAAGAUCAAUAUAAUGGACAGAGUACAUUUAUCUCUCAGGAGUUCAAGAUUCUCUUAUAACGAAAUGGGUGUCAGAAAGAUUGCAACCAAAGCUAAGUGCUUGGGAAAUUCGGCAUUCAACUGCACCUGCUGAUUAUCACAUGUGAGUUACUUUGUUAUCCUUGUAAAGAAUUAGUAUGUUAGAAACUUCACUGAAACCCCUUCCCAGUGUAACUAGAAUACUGGAAUGGGUUUGGAGGAGUUUUUUAUAGAAGUUGAUUAUUGCAGAAAAUGCACUCUUCGUCAAUGUUGUUAGAAAGAGGUUUGCCUUCUUUUCUUCUAAUUGUUCUUUAAUGCCCUACAAAAUUUUGCUGAGGGCAUUCAGGCAGAGUCCAAAAAGUAAGAUUCUAUCUCGAAAUGGAAUUUUUGUUUGUAAUUUCUUGGCUCAAUCUGGGUAGUGUUAAGGUGCAUUUUUGGACCAUGAAGGUACCAGAGGAACUUUUGCUCCGA